UGCAAAUAUUGAUUUUCCUCGCGCUCAGCAAUUUGUCAACAAAUAAAAUACCGUGAGGUUUUAUAUUUUAUGAUAACUUAACCAUAACAAUAAAUGAAUAAGUAUUAAUUGACAAUAUAAUUUUAAGUGAACUGAAAAUGUGCGAAGAAUUAAAGUUACUGAAACAAGGGGCAGAGGCCAAAUUGUUCAUAUGCAAAUACCUCGGAAAACCGACUUUGAUCAAAGAAAGAUUUAAGAAAAACUAUCGUCAUCCUGAUUUAGAUUCUACGAUUACAAAAGAAAGGAUUAAAAACGAAGCACGAUCAAUAUUAAGAUGUAUUUUAGCGGAAGUUAAAACACCGGCAUUGUAUUUGGUAGAUUUCGAUAGACGACGAAUUUAUAUGGAGUAUAUGGAAACCAGUAUUACGGUAAAAGACUUUAUUAUAAACGUAGUAAAGAAUGUAGAAGAAAACGAGGAUAUUUUAAACUUCAUUGCCAAAGUAAUCGCUGAAUCUGUGCGAAAAAUGCACGAUAAUAACAUCAUACACGGCGAUUUGACGACUUCUAAUAUGUUGUUAGUCGAGAUAACACCGACUAAAGUUAAAGAUGAUGCUAAAUGGUUAAACCACGAAAAUCUGGAGUUGGUGAUGAUUGACUUUGGCCUAUCUUACAUAGAUUCUAGUGCAGAAGACAAGGGUGUUGAUUUGUACGUUUUAGAAAGAGCUUUUAUAAGUACACAUAAUAAUUAUCCGAAACUGUUUGAUAAAUUUCUGGAAUACUAUAAAAGUUACAGUAAGAAUAAUGUCAAAGAAAUAUUGAGUAAGUUUGAAGAAGUGAGAGCGAGGGGCAGAAAGAGAACAAUGGUAGGGUAAAACAGAAGACUAGUUUCAUAGGACAUAUAUUUUAUUAGUAGGUAUCCAUUUUUGUAUGCAACAUAUCUGCAUAUCUACAGUAAAUGAGUAUCACCUUUUUUUUUUUUAAAUUUUAUGACCCGCUAACAUACAGUAACAUAGACAAAGGUCUAACCAUAGACCUAUAGAGGUCACAUCUUAUUUGGAAAUGAGUGUCAUUCAUAAACUAUACUCUAAGGAAUAUAUAGAAUCAUCAUCAAUCUGCCCUUAUCCCUAUGGAGGGUCCGCACAGUAUGUACUCCUUCAUACAUCUCUAUCAGC
Papilio machaon (common yellow swallowtail) is the source of this 1151-nucleotide messenger RNA. It is a transcript of the gene Prpk, whose product is annotated as EKC/KEOPS complex subunit TP53RK. Gene Ontology annotation, cellular component: cytosol; EKC/KEOPS complex; nucleus. The transcript has a single exon. Gene Ontology annotation, biological process: protein phosphorylation. Gene Ontology annotation, molecular function: ATP binding; protein serine/threonine kinase activity. The record is from RefSeq and is a predicted model, not a curated record. Lineage: Eukaryota; Metazoa; Arthropoda; Insecta; Lepidoptera; Papilionidae. The coding region runs from base 138 to 851 and encodes 237 amino acids.